CCUUCCCGACGCUGCCCGCAAGCCGGGCUGUCCCCGUGGCAUUCCGACGUGGCCGGGCGGCUUUUGCAGCCGUCGCGAGGAGCAGAAGCGAGCGAGCGAGGGGAGGGCCGCCCAGGCGGCAGCAGCGGCAGCGGCGGCGGGGAAGCGAGAUCCGGAACAUGCGAACGGGGCGGGCUCCUGCUUCCACCGCCCCCCUUUCGGUCCAGCCCUUCCCCGAGAGGCGCUCCCUGCCACAGGAAGCCCCGGCAGCGGCCUCCGAGGGCCCCGCAGGGCGAGCCACAAGGCCGAGCAGGUCCAGGUGUAUGCUGAUCCAGGCUAUUUGGACACCCUGACUCAGGUGCUGGGGGCCCUCCCUCCCCCCCAAGGGGGCAGAAUGGAGUUAGAGGAGGGUUACAAUGGGAGUUCAGCCCUGGGAGCUCAAGGGGGCGUGGCUAUGUCCAUCAUUGGUGCGGAAGAUGAGGAUUUUGAAAAUGACAUUGAACCUUUCCAGCACCCAGAUGCUCAAACCAGCUUGUUCCAAAACCUGGAGAUUCUGAUGAAGCACCCUGCAUACUUAAUGGUUUUCAUACAACAUGUGGUGUUGCAGUUUGAUUCAAGCCCUGUGCUCUGUUACCUGCACGUGGACCUCAUCCUAAACCGCCUUGGACCCAAGGAAGCCAAGAAGCAAUUUGUGGAUUUUUGCCAUGUCUUCUUAGACAAAACUGGGCUGCUGAGAGUCCCUAUACCAACUGUUGUGCAGUUUGAACUGGACCGAAACAGACCUGAUCUCAUCCCGGAAGACCAACUGAAAAAAUAUUUGCAGGACAUCCAAGCUUUUCAAGAAGUGGAGAUAUCCCAGCAGCUGGAGGACUUCAGGGAAAAGAGGAAAAUGGGAAUGACCCCAGGAGAGAAGGAGCUUUUUGAACUCGAGGGCUAUCGGACCAAAGACAAAGGCAUCAGAGAGGCCAAAGAGAAACAGCUGGCCGAACAGCUGCUGGUCAAACUGGAGGAGAUGCACCUCACCAUUUCUACCGACGAGGAAAAAAGCUCUGCCAUAUAUACCGCCAUUGUCACGUAUAUGAAGCAUCUGGGGGUUAAGGCCAAGACAGCGGAUAACAAGAAAUCAAAAGCAAACUUUUUCCGCAAAAAGAUUUCUGGGACCAAGAAACCAGAGGAAGCCAUCAAGCCAAGGAAAGGCUUCAGCAUUUUGGACCCGGCCCGCUGGAACCGUGGGGAUUCCCAUUAUUCUGAUUACAGACAGCCCAAACCUGAGGGUGAAGCAGCUGAGAAGACCCCAGCCUUGGACAAAAAAGCCAAGUUAUCAGAAGGAACCUCCGGGCGUAGCAAAGGGAACCCUUUGGUGCAGGAUCCCUCCAGUGUGUCCGUCACUGUGCAUCCCCCACCUGGAGAGAGCAAUGACGGGGAGCAGGGGUUGGACAGCCCAACUCUCGGAGCUGAUUCAGGAGAUUCGCCGGUCACUGAGCAAGCCCUAGCUGGAGAACAGAUCUCGCUGGAUGAAAGCACAGAGAAUGAAAGAAGGCGAAAAAGUUUGGAACCCGGAGGGGCUGGGGGAGGUGAGCCCCCGCCGUCCUUUCUGCUUCCCCAGUCUGAGGAGUUUGAGCCGCGUGUUUCGGAACUGGAACUGGACCCGCCAAACUGGCGGGAGCUUGUCCCCCCCGACACCCUCCUCAGGCUGAAGAAAAGUGAAGUGAAGCGGCAAGAAGUGAUCAACGAGCUAUUUAUCACAGAGCACGCCCACCUGCGGAUGCUCCGUGUCUUACUUGAGGUGUUCUACCAACCGUUGUUGACCGAGGGAUUCUUCACCGAGAGCGAACUGGUGAACAUUUUCCCCAGCCUGGAGGACUUGAUCGACGAACACAAAGUGUUUCUGGAGAACAUGAAGAGGCUGAGAGAGGAGAAUAAUUUGAUUGUCUCCGAAAUUGGAAGCACUCUCCUGGCUAGAUUCGAUGGGUCUGAAGGAAACUGGUUUCAGAAGAUCUCCUCCCGGUUCUGUAGCCGCCAAUCUUUUGCAUUAGAACAGCUGAAGGCGAAGCAGAAGAAAGAAGCUCGUUUCAACCAGUUCAUCCAGGAAGCAGAAAGCAAACCCCGAUGCCGGCGAUUACAAUUGAAGGACAUCAUUCCUAUUGAGAUGCAGAGGCUAACCAAGUAUCCGCUGUUGCUCCACUCUAUUGCCAAAUGCACUGAGGAAGCUGAGGAACGUCAGAAGGUGGAGAAGGCGGCUGAGUGUUGUCGUCAGAUCCUCAAUCACGUCAACCAAGAAGUGCGUGUUAUGGAGAACUUACUGAAACUGAAGGAUUAUCAGCGACGUUUGGAUCUCUCCAAUCUUAAACAGAGCACAGAUCCUCUGCUGAGUGAAUUUCGGAACACAGACAUCAGCAAGCGAAACCUUGUAUACGAGGGGCCACUGACAUGGCGCGUUACCAAGGAUAAAUCAGUAGAUGUUCACGUCCUCUUGCUGGAUGACAUCUUGGUCCUUCUCCAGAAGCAGGAAGAGCGCCUGGUGCUCAAAUGCCACAGCCGCACCAUCACCCCAACCCCCGACGGGAAACAAAUGCUGUCCCCCAUCAUCAAGCUCAAUUCUGCCAUGACCCGUGAAGUUGCCACAGACAUCAAAGCUUUCUACGUGAUUUUCAGCUGGGAGAAUGGAGCUCAGAUCUACGAACUGGUGGCUCAGACGGUCUCCGAGAGAAAGAACUGGUGCAACAUAAUUAGCGAUACAGCUGGAUCACUGAAGCUGCCCGCUUCCAAUGCCAAACCUCGGCUUUCAGUAACAAACCGAAACUCACCACAUAGUCCCAGCUAUUUUCCAGAGAAUCUCCUGGGUGGAGCAGAAAAUGGCAACCCCCUUAAAGAGGCCCUGCAAUCCGAGGACCAAGAAAAAGAUGGACUGCUGGAAGUUACAGAGUUUGAGGAACGGAACGCUGUUGGUGGAGCGAAGAUGGACAAGGCGGUGGAGACCUUCAUGGCUGACCUACAGGCCUUCUGCAGAUCUCAACCUCCUGGCCAGGCCUCUAUAGCCUCUGCUGCACAGGACCGAGUUUUGGCCCUGAAGAGGUUAUUACAGAUACCAGACGAAGGAGAGGCCCUCUUUCCUGCAGAACCUACGGAUCUCUCUCCAGAGAAUGGGGACCCCCAAGAGGGAGGAGAGGAAUGGAAUGGGACUUUUAGGAUUGAAGGAGACAACAGCAGAAGGCUUCCAGCAGGUUCUUUGAAUGGCCCUCCAGAUCCGGAGUGGACUUCUGAGCAUCUGGAUAAGGAGAGUCCCCGUUUCCCCAUCAUUCUGUCCCUCCAGCAAUCUGAUGGGGUGAAGCAUCACUUAAAGCUUCUAGAAGAUGCAAUUCAGGGUCUGAAGGAUAUAGAAACAGAAUACUGGAGGCUUCAGCAGCUGAUGGGGAAGUUUACAUCAUCUCAACAAGCUGGUUCCACAUGAGACUUGGCCACGCGAGGCCUGUCAGAAAAACGAAGGAAGAGACGGUGUGGGCUAACCCAUUUAUCCCGCCAGGCGGUUCUCUCUCCCCCAACUCGAGGCGACUCCACGGGAGAUCUAAGCCUGCUGCUUGAUUUGUAUAGGGAGCGAUGCUGUGGAUUUUGUACAUAAACUUUUCUGCCUAGA
Molecule: messenger RNA, 3613 nt
Organism: Thamnophis elegans (Western terrestrial garter snake)
Lineage: Eukaryota; Metazoa; Chordata; Lepidosauria; Squamata; Natricidae
Gene: ARHGEF1
Product: Rho guanine nucleotide exchange factor 1
Exons: 32
Coding region: 374-3430 (1018 amino acids)
Biological process (GO): G protein-coupled receptor signaling pathway
Cellular component (GO): cytoplasm
Molecular function (GO): G protein-coupled receptor binding; guanyl-nucleotide exchange factor activity
Source: RefSeq, a predicted model, not a curated record